UUAUAAUGGGAAAUGCAGUUGUAUAUACUGCAUGCUUCCGCAGCAGGCACUGUUGUCGUAAUUAAUAAACUGUCCAGCUGGAAUUGACUGCGGCCUGUAUCGCUGUGUAUGAACACAUUAUCAUCCCAGCAUCGAACAUGGACGUGGGGAAACUGGCGCUGUUUGUCGUCUUGCUGUUCCUGGGAAAGACCGCCGCGGUCGGAGAACUGGGCUGCAAAGCGCCGGAAGUGAUCAGCCUGUCCAGCGGCGUCAUCGCCUCCCCGUACUACGACUACCCGCAGCACGGCUACCCCAACAGCGCCAAGUGCCGCUUCAUCAUCAACGUGCCACCAGGCAAAAACAUCCUGGUGAGCUUCGCGGGCGCCUUCGGCCUGGAGGGCUACCCCCUGGAGAGCGGCGGCUGCUACGUGGACACGCUGACCUUCUACACGCCCAACCGCACCGCCGUCGACGUCUGCGCCUGGGACUUCCACGGACCGGCCUUCGACCAGCUCCUGCAGAACAACAACCUCGCCGGUCCGUUUUGCGGGGAAACGUCGCCCGGGUCGUUGGUCUUCAACGGCUCUUCCCUCGUCGUCGAAUUCUGCACGGAUGGAAGUGUGGCUGGUGCCGGCUUUCGGCUGCAGUUCAACGCCACGGACGAGCAGGCCACGCUGCCCCCACCGACGACGGCCAAACCGGAAGUGGCCUGUCGGGACCAGCAGCUAACGCUUCUCCCGGGGGAGAUUAUCAGCAUAGUAUCGCCCUACCACCCGGCCAGCUACCCGCCCGACACGCAGUGUCAGUGGACCGUCACAGCGCCGCCGUCCAUCGCCAUCGAGAUUACGGCUGUGACGUUUGAUAUGGAGUUCGGGGUGGAUUUCAACCCGAGCGCCUUCACUGAUUACCUGGCCAUCACCGAUCUCUCCCGCGGCGAGACGCAGUAUUAUAACGGAAUGAACGGUCCGAAACAAUACCGAUCGUAUGGGAAUUCCGUGGAGAUCCGCUUCGUCAGCGACGCCACGACCGAGUAUUCGGGAUUCAAUUUGACCGUUCACGUGGCGCCGUGCAACGCGGAAUACGUCGGCUGUCCCAACGAUCCCACCGGUGACCUUUGCGCCUUCCACCCGCGGAUGAUGUGCGACGGCGUGGCUAACUGUCCCAAUGGGACGGACGAAUUCUGCCCGCAGGACUGCGGCAAAGCCAAGACCCGCCCCUACAUCAGCGCCACCAACAAGAUCGUCCACGGCGUCGAGGCACGUCCGCACAGCUGGCCCUGGCAGGCCGUGCUGCUCAAGUACGGCCGCUUCGAAUGCGGCGCCACCAUCAUUGACCACUUCUACGUUAUGACGGCGGCGCACUGCUGCGAGGGCAACACUGUGGACAUUCUGGGCGUCCGCGUGGGUGAGCACCAUUUGUACCAGCAGAUAGAACCCAACCAGCGCGAUUACACGUUGCGCCGCAUGACCAUGCAUCCCAAAUACAACACCCAUCCCACCACCUACGACUUCUGCUUGUUGGAGACCGCCAAGCCGAUCUUCUUCGAUGAGAACGACAUCCUGCCGAUCUGCCUGCCCUCACCCAUCGAUCCGCCGGUGGACAAGCGCUGCUACAUCACGGGCUGGGGCGACGUCCGGCCCAACACCUGGCAGGGUCGAAAUCUCCUGCGCGCCACCAGCAACACCCUGCGCCAGGUGGACGUCAAGAUCGUCGACCGGCAGCAGUGCAAUCGCGCCUACGCCGGCCUCAUCACGCCCGAUAUGCUCUGCGCCCGGAACAUCGGCGACAGUUGUCAGGGCGACAGCGGCGGGCCGUUGCAGUGCAGCACGCCGGAGGAUCCGCUGCGCUUCGAGUUGACCGGCGUCGUCUCGUGGGCCUACGGCUGCGCGGAUCCCAAGUUUCCCGGCGUGAACGGGCGCGUGUCGCACGUGAUGGACUGGCUCGUGGAGCUGAUCCUGGCCAACCCGCAUUCCGUCCGGAUGGCCUCCGUCUCGCGACGUCUGGACAACCUGCGCGCCUGGAGGAAGUGAUAGUCUCGGUUCGGCGCAUUCUGCUCAACUUCUUCUGUGCAUAAAAUGUAGAGAAUGAUGAAAAUAUGUAUAUCAUGGAGUGUGUCAUAAAAUGUUCAAGGGUCAUAAAAUAAAAUCGCUAAAUCAUUACAGUA
This is a messenger RNA of Paramacrobiotus metropolitanus, 2143 nucleotides long. RefSeq names its product ovochymase-1-like. The record is from RefSeq and is a predicted model, not a curated record. The transcript has 17 exons. Gene Ontology annotation, molecular function: serine-type endopeptidase activity; protein binding. NCBI's taxonomy places the organism in Eukaryota, Metazoa, Tardigrada, Eutardigrada, Parachela, Macrobiotidae. Bases 138 to 2009 code for a protein of 623 amino acids. Gene Ontology annotation, biological process: acrosome reaction; proteolysis.